AUGGUGUUUCUUCGUGGCUUGUCCAUUUCAAGGCUUCGAUCUCCAGUGGACCUAAAGUCUCAGCUGGAAGAGAUGAUUCCAGAACAACAGGACCGUUUGAAGAAACUGAAAUCACAACAUGGAACUGUCCCAGUGGGGAACAUCACUGUUGAUAUGGUACUUGGUGGAAUGAGAGGGAUGACUGGUUUACUCUGGGAAACCUCAUUGCUUGAUGCAGAAGAGGGGAUACGCUUUAGAGGCAUGUCAAUUCCUGAAUGCCAGAAAGUAUUGCCUGCAGCUCAGCCUGGAGGAGAGCCCUUGCCUGAAGGUCUUCUAUGGCUUCUGUUAACGGGAAAGGUACCUAGCAAAGAGCAAGUUGAUGCAUUGUCAAAGGAGCUAGCUAGUCGUGCUGCUGUGCCAGAUUAUGUCUACAAAGCUAUCAAUGCUUUGCCAUCAACUGCUCAUCCAAUGACUCAGUUUGCUAGCGGUGUUAUGGCCCUCCAGGUUGAAAGUGAAUUCCAGAAGACGUAUGAGGAGGGUGCUGUUCAUAAGUCAAAGUUCUGGGAGUCAACCUUUGAGGAUGCCCUCAACUUGAUUGCUCGUGUUCCUGUUGUAGCUUCAUACGUUUAUCGGAGGAUGUUUAAGGAUGGUAGCAUCAUUCCAUUAGACGAUUCUUUGGACUAUGGUGCUAAUUUUUCACACAUGCUGGGAUUUGAUAGUCCUCAGAUGAAAGAGCUCAUGAGGCUUUAUGUCACCAUUCACAGUGAUCAUGAAGGUGGAAAUGUUAGUGCUCACGCUGGUCACUUGGAAGUUUUGCUAUGGAUCAAAUCAGUCGUCGCAGAAUGUGGAGAAAAUAUAUCAAAGGAACAUCUGAAAGAUUAUGUCUGGAAAACCUUAAACAGUGGAAAGGUAGUUCCAGGAUAUGGCCAUGGUGUUUUGCGUAAGACAGAUCCAAGAUAUGUAUGCCAAAGAGAGUUCGCCUUGAAGCAUCUACCUGAUGACCCUCUUUUUCAGCUGGUGUCUAAGCUUUAUGAAGUUGUACCUCCUAUUCUAACCGAGCUAGGAAAGGUCAAGAACCCUUGGCCUAACGUUGAUGCUCACAGUGGAGUGCUGCUCAACUAUUAUGGUCUAACCGAAGCAAAAUACUACACGGUUCUUUUUGGCGUCUCAAGGAGUCUUGGAAUCUGCUCACAGCUGAUAUGGGACCGAGCUCUUGGACUGCCCCUUGAGAGACCAAAGAGUGUAAACAUGGACUGGCUCGAUAAGUUCAUGAGCAUAAGCCGCUGA
Molecule: messenger RNA, 1266 nt
Organism: Eruca vesicaria subsp. sativa (arugula)
Lineage: Eukaryota; Viridiplantae; Streptophyta; Magnoliopsida; Brassicales; Brassicaceae
Source: the annotation of a GenBank genome assembly